Molecule: messenger RNA, 849 nt
Organism: Suillus subalutaceus
Lineage: Eukaryota; Fungi; Basidiomycota; Agaricomycetes; Boletales; Suillaceae
Exons: 8
Coding region: 1-849 (282 amino acids)
Biological process (GO): sphingolipid biosynthetic process
Cellular component (GO): endoplasmic reticulum membrane
Molecular function (GO): 3-dehydrosphinganine reductase activity
Source: RefSeq, a predicted model, not a curated record
AUGUGCGGCAGUCAAGGUCUUGGACUUGCACUCGCGAAACUCGUCGCGCGGAAUGGUUCCCGAGUUUCUAUAGCCAACCGCCAAAGCCCAGACCAAGUAUUCAAAGCCUUUCCCUUCUCCCUCAACACCGCAGAGGAAUCUUCAGCUGCUCUUCAAGUUGCUAGCGAUGCACACAGCAGUCAGGUCCCAGAUGCCGUUUUCGCAUGCGCAGGUGCUGCAAAACCGAUGUACCUUCUCGAAAUGCAGCCAGAGGACCUCUCGCGCGAAAUGGAGAAUGUGUACUGGAUACAGGCAUGGACUGCAUUCGCUGCUGCUAAACGAAUGGUACCCGAGAAUAAGAAGGGGAAGACUGUACUGCUGUCUUCGACACUUGGACAUAUGUCUUUGAUUGGAUAUUCUUCGUAUUCGCCUGCAAAGCAUGCUCUGCGUGGACUGGCUGAUUCGUUACAUUCAGAACUGAUGCUCUAUGGAAUCGAUACUCACAUCUUCUUCCUUCCGACAAUGUAUACACCUGGUUUUGAAGAAGAAAACAAGACGAAGCCGGCUAUUACUAGAGCGAUUGAGUCGGCGGAUGAAGGUCUGACAGUGGAUCAGGCUGCUGCUGGAUUAACGCCCUCCAAAAACUGCAUUUAUGGAACUCAAUUUGUAGCCCUUGCACUCUUCCUGUCGAGUCUCCAGAAAUCAACUAUCGAAGAGCUCCUUGACGAGGACGCCAGUUGUGACACCCUGCUCCUACUGUUCGCAUUGCGUCAAUUUCAUCCUCAUACCAUCCGUAUACGCAUCGUAUUUAUGGUGCUCUCGUUCUCAGAUCUCACCGCCUUCGUCGUGGAUAUCGCGAUUACAUGUUGA